This is a messenger RNA of Varroa destructor (honeybee mite), 2378 nucleotides long. It is a transcript of the gene REPTOR-BP, whose product is annotated as REPTOR-binding partner. The record is from RefSeq and is a predicted model, not a curated record. Gene Ontology annotation, cellular component: nucleus. Gene Ontology annotation, molecular function: DNA-binding transcription factor activity. Gene Ontology annotation, biological process: regulation of DNA-templated transcription. Lineage: Eukaryota; Metazoa; Arthropoda; Arachnida; Mesostigmata; Varroidae.
AAAGAAAUAAUCCGCACAAUUUACCAGUCUACUCAAUUUUUCGCCAAACACCACUUGCCAUUGAAAAAAAAAUGGCGCUAUUUUCUCAAAUAAUUUGAAAACUUAAAAAGGCGCUUCCGCAGCGUUCCUAAAAGUGCGGGGUAGGUAGCUUUAGGGAGAGAGCCGUGUUACACGCGAUUACGAAGCCAUGAUAGUCAGACGAACCAUGUACAUCAUCAUGAAACAACAGAAUGAGAAAGAGCUUUGGCUUACUGGGCCCGAAUAAACCCAAUAAGUGAGCACAGGCGAUCACAACAGCUGUGAACAUUUACGUGGUGUGGCUGCUGCCUGGGGUAAACAACAGCAGGUCUCGUCGUCUACUGCGCAGUUGUUUGCACGAUUGUUUUGCGGACAUGAUAGGGCAUCAGGCAGAAUAAAAAUAAAGCAGGAGCGUUUUCCACAGAAAAUACGCAACAGUGGUGCAUCGGAGUUUCUCGAUUUGUGUUGUGCAAUCGUAAGAAUGCUGAGGGCAUCAUACGAUGAAAUGAUUUGCUACUAGUCGAUAUUGUGUCGUCAACAAGCUUGCGGUUGUUCCAUCUGUGUAAGCUUAGUGCGGGUAGAAAGACAAGUGUGAUUGAAUCAGCGCGAAGACUUUUGCGUCUUUGUGAGGCGACAUGAUGGAGAUCCAAUCGAAAGAAGAUUUGUUUGUCACGCUCGAUGACUAUGCCAUGCAGGAUGAUGAACGUGAUCUGGACUUCAGUCCUGGUGCUCAGAAGCGUACACGGCGUAACACUCGAAAAGGGAGCGCUGGAUCGGUUGUACCGCUAUCGACGUCCCUGCCAGCAUCAUGGAUGCACUGCUCAGCGCCCGGCAAGGGUGCCGAAAUGAAGGUACGCCUCGGGGGCCGUUUAGAAGACACCACACUGACCCACAUGGCCAAUCCAGACAUGGCCAGUUCACUGGGUUCUCCGGACAGCACAGCAAGCACAGAAUCACCCCAACAGCAGGCAGGCAUCGCGCCAGCUCCCUACGUUCGUCUUGAAAGAAGUCGACAGAGUGCACGAGAAUGCCGGGCCCGUAAAAAAUUACGGUAUCAAUACCUCGAGGAACUCGUUAGUCAUCGGGAAAAGGCAGUCCUUGCACUUCGAGAAGAGUUUAGUCGGUAUGUGUCGUUGUUCCAGGAGAUCGAUAAUGGCAAAAUGCCACCCGACCUUGAGCUGAUGCUCAAAGACCCAUUAGAUUAUGCGUGGCGAGAAUACGCUCGAAAGGGUCCGUCUUGUGACUCAAAAAAGGCCAUACAACAGUUGGGUGGGGGUGGAGGUCCAAGCCACACCUAACUGAAUUCAGCUGCUAAUUCCUUUCGUCGCCCUAGCAUCGGCUGCCUGUUCAAGCGACAUGUACACAGAAAUUAUGUCUUCAUUAACACGAGUUUUUACAUUCACGAUCAUUUUGUGCGGACAAAAAUGUCUAAAUUUAUUUUAAACACACAUUUCUCAAACAUGUCUAUAAGAUAAGCGUUGAUUUUUCGUAGUUUUUUUUUUUCGUGUCGAAUCUAAAACACACGAUGUUUCAUUUUGAAAUGGCAUUAAGGUGCAGGCAGAUCUUGCCUUUGUUUAUUUGCUCUGAAGGCAGCGCAUAUUCAAGUUCAACGACAAUGAAGAAGAAAUGGAAUGCGCGCGCGGCUAUAUUGUGGGCCCUUAUUUUUUGUUAUUUUAUAUGAUCAUUAAUUGUAAGGAAAAGACAGUUGUGACUUGUCGCGUCCUAUGCGGUUGUUGGUGUUGGGUACGCGUGUUUCAGGCAUUAUAGGUAAAGGGUAAGUAGGUUUUGCAAAGAACGGAGCAUACGAAAGAGUUAAUACCAAUGUUGAUGCCCUUGUAGAUUUCGAUGCAGAACGGACAACUCGUUGCCACGUUGACCAAAUCUGUGGUAAUGCACAGAGAAUCGUAGGUCUCAAGAAAUGUUUGAGAUUGAUUUUAUUCCUUUUUGUUUGCUGGUAAUCUAUUCUAUGUUAAGCUGUAUAUCUAAUGUCCCGAUAAAAAUACAGUAUUGUAUUCAUUCUGCACUACUUAUCAUUUUCUAAGCUGCAGAAGAUUCUCUAAAACAAAUGCUAGUGAAAAUAAAAAUGGUACCUCGAACAAUACGCCCAAAAGCUACGGUUCUGUUGAUGCGAUCAUGUGAUCUACAUUACACAGUUUAGGGAAAUACUGUUAAACGAAGCAUAACGAAUAAACGACGUUAAGGUCCGCUGAUGCUUCUGACAGUUGAGUGGCAAAUUGUUUCUUGAAUAUAUAGGACAAGGCCAAGGUUCCGGUAGUGAACCGAUUGUACAUAGGGAAAAUAAAAAUUGAUGUCCUUGUUAAACGCAACUAAAAUUUGCGUUGUUAUUAAAGACAAAGUUA